Entelurus aequoreus (snake pipefish) is the source of this 1699-nucleotide messenger RNA. RefSeq names its product golgin A7 family, member Bb (gene golga7bb). Lineage: Eukaryota; Metazoa; Chordata; Actinopteri; Syngnathiformes; Syngnathidae. The transcript has 5 exons. The coding region runs from base 79 to 558 and encodes 159 amino acids. Gene Ontology annotation, biological process: peptidyl-L-cysteine S-palmitoylation; protein targeting to membrane. Gene Ontology annotation, cellular component: palmitoyltransferase complex. The record is from RefSeq and is a predicted model, not a curated record.
UCGAGCCGCACUUCCAACCACACGAGCAGACGCGUGUCAUCUUCCACGCGGGACACAUUCCACAUCCACGGCAGCAACAUGGCGACAGAGUUCCACAGCCUCCAGGAGAUGAGGCGCAGUGCUUCCCUGGUGAUGAAGGUCUUCAUCCAGAGAGACUACAGCGAGGGAACCGUCUGCCGCUUCCAGACUAAGUUCCCCUUGGAGCUCGACAACAGGAUCGAGCGGAACUUACUGGAAGAAACGGUGAAGACCCUGAACUUGUACUAUGUGGAGGCCGAAAAAAUCAGCGGCCAGUCUUACCUGGAGGGCUGUCUGGCUUGUGCGACGGCAUACAUCAUUUUCCUCUGCAUGGAGACCCGCUAUGAGAAGGUUCUGAGGAAGAUAACGAGUUACAUCCAGGAGCAGAAUGAGAAAAUCUACGCUCCUCGAGGUCUGCUGCUCACCGACCCCAUCGAGAGGGGAAUGAGGGUUCUGGAGAUCAGCGUGUUCGAGGACCGAGGCUCAGGCAGCUCCAGCCCCACCAGCAGCGUGUCGUCCGCGGGGGGGAGCGCCCGGUGACUGGAGGGCCGGCGCCAGGGCUACGGGUACAUGCACCACCACGGGGGCGGCGGGGCGCUCACCAACAUCCGCAUGCUUAAACACGAGAGCACCCGCUUCUGAGACAUGGUGAGGAGAGGACCCUAACAACAUACCACCUCUGGAAACGGGAGGAACGCACACUUAUUCCAUGUAAAACAAAUAUACCAGUCAUCCUUUUAUUUCCCAGGAGUUCCUUUCUUGAGUAAUUGCUGAUUCAGCAGGCUUAGGCUCGGUGUUCUUCAUGGGGUCAAAUUGGACCCGCGUACUCUCCACAUGUUCACCAAUGUUGGAGUGACCGCACCGCAGCUGCAAACCGCACACCCACGCAAACAAAAAAAAUAUCCCAAAUAUUCCCAGCAAUACACACACCGGAAUCAGGAUGAAUAAGCACGCAGCUGUAGUGGAUUCCUGCACACACACAAUUGGCAGACCUGGACCCCAGUACUCUCCGAGGGUCCGUGUUUGUUUAGUUGUGUGUGUGUCCCCCAGCUCCGUCUCAUGUGCUAUCAAGCAAAAAUAAACACGUUGAUUUAUAAUGAGAAAUGUCAGAAAAAUGUUGACAUUCGGGACCUAAAAUAUCAGAUUUAAAAUGUGAACUGUCCAUUGGUUUACUUGCUGAUUUAUUGCCGUGUGACGGUUUUGUGUGUAACGCGCAGUUACAGCGCCCUCUAGGGCAGUGUUUUUCAACCUUUUUUGAGCCAAGGAACAUUUUUUUGCAUUGAAAAAAUGCGGAGGCACACCACCAGCAGAAACAUUUACAAAUGAAACUCAGCAGGAAUUCAAACCAUAACCAAGCAUGCAUCACUAUAGCUCUUGUCUCAAAGUAGGUGUACUGUCACCACCUGUCACAUCCUGACAUAUUUUGAGUUUUUUGCUGUUUUGCUGUGUGUGGUGUUUUAGUUCUUGUCUUGCGCUCUAUAUUUUGGUGGCCUUUCCUGUUUUGUUGGUAUUUUCCUGUAGCAGUUUCAUGUCUUCCUUUGAGCGCUAUUCCCCGCACCCGCUUUGUUUUACCAACGUAUACCAUGCCAACUUUAUUUAUAGUUCAACCACAGUUGAAAAACAAAGGGCUGUACACCACAAAGAAAUACAGGACAGACUAAAAUAUAUAAUUGAAAACAGG